AUGGCCCAAGAAUUCUUCAAGAGACCAGCCAAUUUAUUUAUUCCAGAGGGUCUUGUUUCGAUACAAACUGAUCAAGUGCUUCAUUUGCGAAAUGUAAUGGAAAAUGGAAGUGCACAUAAUGAGAUUGGUGGAAGAGUUUUAUUUGUUGGGGUAAAAGGUUGUAUGGAAGAAAAUUAUCCUGUAAAUGAAGAAUCCUAUGAAGUUAAGAUGGCCAACCAUGGUUGUCUUAAUGGCCCCGAAAAUGGCGGACUUAGGGAGUCAACUAAUGUAAGAGUUACUAACAUUACAAAAGAAUGGUAUUCUGCUUGCUGUUUUCAUUAA
Molecule: messenger RNA, 321 nt
Organism: Fraxinus pennsylvanica
Lineage: Eukaryota; Viridiplantae; Streptophyta; Magnoliopsida; Lamiales; Oleaceae
Source: the annotation of a GenBank genome assembly